GGGGUGGCGGCCGUGUUGGGCGCCGAGGGGUGGGGUGUGAUGCGGCACUGCGGCUCUGUGGCCGUUACUCCCGCUCCUCCAGAGAGGGCGGAGGCUGGAGCGCGGCGGUGAUUUUGUGCCGGAGCUUCCCAGAGGCGAACUGAAAAGGCUGGCGGGGUUUAGGAAGCUGGGGGGUUAGGGACACACAUUCAGGCCCCCACCCCCGGGAGGGGACGGGGGCUGGAGGCUAGGCUUGAGGGCGGCGGGAGAGCGCCGGAGGGAUGGUGUGUGCUCGCGAGAAGGGGGCGAGCCCUGCCUGUCGGCGGUGAGGGGCUGCGGGCAGGGGAGGGCUCCAUCGGUCGAAGCGGCUGCUUGGCCACCGGUGUGUGGAACGUGCUGAGCGGAGCGCUGGGCUGGAGCCUGGCGGCCACUUGUAAUCCCCAACGUUGUAUCUAACGUGCUGUUUGAUUUAGCCCGCGUUGGAGAUUAAUUCAUUGGGAGUUUCGCUCGUCUUGCUCCUCCAGGAGCUGGGCAACCUUGACGGGCUUUUUGUCUUGCUGCUCCAGCCCCCUUUCCCUUCCUCCUCCUUCCGAUGCCUUUUCUCUGCCCCUCCUCGCCCGGUAAAGACAUUGCCAGCUCAGGCUGCCGCUCGUGGCGGCUGUCGAAGCCACUGCUCGGGAUUUCGGCUCUUUUCCCUCUUGGGUGUUUUUUGAGGAGGGAGAGCUUUUCUCCCCUCCACGAUGAGAUUUUCCUCCCUUGCGGAAAUGGACUUUCAUUGAUUUUUACUUACUUCACCGUCUAGUGACCAAUUCCCUAAGCGUAUUUUUGUGGUAGUUCCUUUUUUUCCUCCCCAAAUACAUAAUCUGUAAAAUGGAGAACGAGAUUUUUACUCCCCUUCUGGAGCAGUUCAUGACCAGCCCCUUGGUCACUUGGGUUAAAACGUUUGGACCUCUGGCUGCAGGAAAUGGUACCAACCUGGAUGAGUAUGUGGCUUUGGUGGAUGGGGUGUUCUUGAACCAGGUCAUGCACCAAAUUAAUCCUAAAUUGGAGAGUCAGAGAGUAAAUAAAAAAGUCAACAAUGAUGCCUCACUUAGAAUUCAUAAUCUGUCCAUUUUGGUGAGACAGAUAAAACUUUAUUACCAGGAGACUUUGCAGCAGUUGAUCAUGAUGUCAUUGCCAAAUGUCUUAAUCAUCGGCAAAAAUCCCUUUUCUGAACAAGGCACAGAAGAAGUUAAAAAGCUGCUUUUACUUUUGCUGGGUUGUGCAGUUCAGUGUCAGAAAAAAGAAGAAUUUAUUGAAAGAAUUCAGGGUUUAGAUUUUGAUACAAAAGCAGCAGUUGCCGCACAUAUUCAAGAGGUAACACAUAAUCAGGAAAAUGUGUUCGAUCUACAGUGGAUGGAAGUGACUGACAUGUCUCAGGAGGAUGUAGAACCACUCUUGAAAAAUAUGGCAUUGCAUCUAAAAAGACUUAUAGAUGAGAGAGAUGAACAUUCAGAGACUAUAAUAGAACUCUCCGAAGAGCGAGAUGGUCUUCAUUUUCUGCCCCACGCCUCUUCAUCUGCACAGUCACCCUGUGGUUCUCCAGGCAUGAAGCGAACAGAAAGUCGACAGCAUCUGUCAGUGGAACUGGCAGAUGCUAAGGCCAAGAUAAGAAGGCUUAGGCAGGAACUGGAGGAAAAGACUGAACAGUUACUGGAUUGCAAACAAGAACUUGAGCAAAUGGAAAUAGAACUAAAAAGGCUGCAGCAGGAGAACAUGAAUUUGCUUUCGGAUGCUCGUUCUGCCAGAAUGUACCGAGAUGAAUUAGAUGCGCUCCGAGAGAAGGCGGUCAGGGUUGAUAAGCUUGAAAGUGAAGUCAGCAGAUACAAAGAGAGGUUACAUGAUAUUGAAUUCUAUAAGGCGAGAGUUGAGGAAUUAAAAGAAGACAAUCAAGUUUUAUUAGAAACAAAAGCCAUGUUGGAGGACCAACUAGAAGGGACUCGAGCUCGUUCUGAUAAAUUACAUGAAUUAGAAAAGGAGAAUUUACAGCUAAAGGCUAAACUGCAUGACAUGGAGAUGGAACGUGAUAUGGAUAGAAAAAAGAUUGAAGAAUUAAUGGAAGAAAAUAUGACUCUGGAAAUGGCACAGAAGCAAAGUAUGGAUGAAUCCUUACAUCUUGGCUGGGAGCUGGAACAGAUAUCUAGAACUAGCGAACUUUCUGAAGCACCACAAAAAUCCUUGGGCCAUGAGGUGAAUGAGUUGACAUCAAGUAGGUUACUGAAGUUGGAGAUGGAAAACCAGAGCUUGGCAAAAACUGUAGAAGAGCUUCGGAGUACUGUGGAUUCUGUAGAAGGCAACGCUUCCAAAAUCCUGAAAAUUGAAAAGGAAAAUCAAAGACUAAAUAAAAAGGUUGAAAUUCUUGAAAAUGAGGUUAUUCAAGAAAAGCAAAGUCUUCAGAAUUGUCAGAAUUUAAGCAAGGAUCUAAUGAAGGAAAAAGCUCAGCUUGAAAAAACAAUAGAAACACUUAGAGAGAAUUCAGAGAGACAGAUUAAAAUAUUAGAACAGGAAAAUGAACAUCUGAAUCAAACCGUGUCUUCCCUACGGCAGCGCUCUCAGAUAAGUGCUGAAGCAAGGGUGAAAGACAUUGAAAAAGAAAACAAAAUUCUCCACGAAUCUAUCAAAGAAACAAGUAGCAAGCUAAGCAAGACUGAAUUUGAAAAAAGACAAAUUAGAAAAGAAUUGGAACAUUAUAAAGAAAAAGGAGAACGAUCAGAAGAACUUGAGAAUGAGUUACAUCAUCUUGAAAAAGAAAACGAAUUGUUACAGAAAAAGAUAACUAAUUUAAAAAUCACUUGUGAAAAAAUUGAGGCCUUAGAACAAGAAAAUUCAGAGCUAGAAAGAGAAAAUAGAAAAUUAAAAAAAACAUUGGAUAGCUUUAAAAACCUUACUUUUCAGUUAGAAUCCCUAGAAAAAGAGAAUUCCCAGCUUGAUGAGGAGAACUUGGAGCUGCGAAGGAACGUGGAAUCCUUGAAGUGUGCGAGCAUGAAGAUGGCCCAGCUACAAUUAGAGAACAGAGAGCUGGAAGGUGAAAAAGAGCAGCUUAAGAAGGGCUUGGAGCUCAUGAAAGCAUCAUUUAAGAAAACAGAGCGCUUAGAAGUUAGCUACCAGGGUUUAGAUACAGAAAAUCAAAGGCUGCAGAAAGCACUAGAGAACAGCAAUAAAAAAAUUCAGCAACUAGAGAGUGAACUGCAAGACUUAGAGAUGGAAAAUCAAACACUGCAAAAAAACCUAGAAGAGUUAAAAAUAUCUAGCAAAAGACUAGAACAGCUAGAAAAAGAAAAUAAAUCCUUAGAGCAGGAGACCUCGCAACUGGAAAAGGAUAAGAAACAACUGGAGAAAGAGAAUAAGAGGCUCCGGCAACAAGCAGAAAUCAAGGAUGCCACACUAGAGGAGAAUAACGUGAAGAUCGGGAAUCUGGAGAAAGAGAACAAAACCCUGUUCAAAGAGAUCGGCAUAUACAAGGAAUCCUGUGUUCGCCUGAAAGAAUUAGAGAAAGAAAAUAAGGAGCUUGUGAAGAGAGCAACUAUUGAUAUAAAAACUUUGGUUACAUUACGUGAGGAUUUGGUGAGUGAAAAGUUGAAGACUCAACAAAUGAACAAUGAUCUUGAAAAAUUAACUCACGAGCUUGAAAAGAUAGGGUUAAAUAAAGAGCGACUCUUACAUGAUGAGCAGAGUACCGAUGACAGUAGGUACAAACUUUUGGAAUCAAAAUUAGAAUCUACUCUGAAGAAGUCUCUUGAAAUAAAAGAAGAAAAAAUUGCUGCUUUAGAAGCUCGAUUAGAAGAAUCCACAAAUUAUAACCAGCAAUUGCGCCAAGAACUUAAAACAGUGAAAAAAAAUUAUGAAGCUCUCAAACAGAGACAAGAUGAAGAAAGGAUGGUACAGAGCUCCCCUCCAGCGUCUGGUGAGGAUACCAGAUGGGAGCGGGAAAGUCAGGAAGCCACCAGAGAGCUUCUGAAAGUCAAAGACAGGCUGAUUGAAGUAGAAAGGAAUAAUGCUACACUGCAGGCGGAGAAGCAAGCAUUGAAAACGCAACUGAAGCAGCUUGAGACCCAGAACAGCAACUUGCAGGCUCAGAUUCUGGCACUUCAGAGACAGACUGUGUCACUGCAGGAGCAGAACACCACCCUCCAGACGCAGAACGCCAAGCUUCAGGUUGAAAAUUCUACCCUUAAUUCUCAAAGUACCUCACUUAUGAACCAGAAUGCACAACUCCUAAUUCAGCAGUCUUCCUUAGAAAAUGAAAAUGAGUCUAUGAUCAAAGAAAGAGAAGACCUGAAAUCUCUCUACGAUUCUCUGGUCAAAGAUCAUGAAAAGCUGGAGCUUCUGCAUGAACGCCAGGCCUCAGAGUUUGAAUCUCUCAUUGCAAAACAUGGAACUCUGAAGUUUGCCCACAAAAAUCUUGAGGUGGAACACAAAGAUCUCGAAGACCGUUACAAUCAGUUAUUAAAACAGAAAGGACAAUUGGAAGAUUUGGAAAAAAUGCUCAAAGUAGAACAGGAAAAAAUGCUGCUUGAAAACAAAAACCAUGAGACUGUAGCUGAAGAAUACAAGAAACUUUGUGGCGAAAAUGAUAGGUUGAAUCAUACAUAUAGUCAGCUUUUGAAAGAGACUGAAGUUUUACAAACUGAUCAUAAAAAUUUGAAGAGUCUUCUAAAUAAUUCCAAACUAGAACAAACAAGAUUAGAAGCUGAAUUUUCAAAGCUAAAGGAACAAUACCAGCAGUUGGACAUCACAUCUACCAAGCUGAACAACCAAUGUGAGUUGCUAAGCCAGCUUAAAGGAAACUUGGAAGAAGAAAAUCGACAUCUGCUAGAUCAAAUUCAGACAUUGAUGCUACAGAACAGAACACUAUUGGAGCAGAAUAUGGAAAGCAAGGAUCUUUUUCACGUUGAACAAAGACAGUACAUUGAUAAGUUAAAUGAAUUAAGACGACAAAAGGAGAAAUUAGAGGAGAAAAUUAUGGAUCAGUACAAAUUUUAUGACCCAUCACCUCCUAGAAGGAGAGGCAACUGGAUUACACUGAAAAUGAGAAAAUUGAUAAAGUCUAAGAAAGAUCUUAAUCGGGAACGUCAGAAAUCCCUCACGUUAACACCGACUCGUUCAGACUCGGGUGAAGGCUUUCUUCAGCUCCCCCAUCAAGACAGUCAAGACAGCUCCUCAGUAGGUUCUAACUCUCUAGAAGAUGGCCAGGCCCUGGGGACCAAGAAGAGCAGCAUGAUUGCACUGAAAAGACUGCCCUUUUUGAGGAACAGACCGAAGGACAAAGACAAAAUGAAGGCCUGCUACCGUCGUUCCAUGUCCAUGAAUGACCUGGUGCAGUCCAUGGUCCUAGCAGGAGGACAGUGGACAGGUAGUACUGAGAAUUUGGAGGUUCCUGAUGAUAUUUCAACGGGUAAAAGGAGAAAAGAAUUGGGAGCUAUGGCCUUCUCUACUACAGCCAUCAACUUUUCAACUGGCAACUCUUCUACAGGCUUCAGAUCCAAGCAGUUGGUUAAAAAUAAAGAUACUACAUCCUUUGAAGAUAUAAGCCCACAAGGUAUUAGUGAUGAUUCUAGUACGGGAUCAAGAGUUCAUGCUUCGCGACCAGCCAGCCUUGAUAGUGGCCAAACGUCCACUGGCAAUAGCAAUAAUAAUGCUUCCCUCCACGAAGUCAAAGCAGGUGCCGUUACUAGCCAGAGCAGGCCUCAGAGCCACAGCAGUGGAGAAUUUAGCCUGCUUCAUGACCAUGAGGCUUGGUCCAGCAGUGGUAGCAGCCCCAUCCAGUACUUGAAAAGGCAGACCAGGUCAAGUCCAAUGCUCCAGCACAAAACGCGUGAAGCAUUAGACAGUCGGGCGCAUCACAAGAUCAGGACCGGUUCCCCUGGAAGUGAAGUCGUCACUCUGCAGCAGUUUUUGGAAGAAAGCAACAAGCUUACCUCAGUACAGAUAAAGUCCUCAAGUCAAGAUAAUCUUUUAGAUGAAGUAAUGAAAAGUUUGUCUGUCUCUUCUGACUUUUUGGGGAAGGACAAACCAGUGAGCUGUGGUCUGGCCAGGUCAGUAAGUGGAAGAACCCCAGGGGACUUCUGUGAUAGACGGACAACUAAGCCAGAACAAUUUGUGAGACCUGGUUCUCGAAUGACUGAAGAUACUCACUUCACUGGUCCUCCAGGAAAAUCUACAGCAGGCACUCAAGGAAGAAUAAAGUCGGUAAAAGAAACUUCUCUGCCACGACAAUCAAAAGAUAGUAAUCCUUACGCUACUUUACCACGCGCAAGCAGUGUGAUCUCUACUGCCGAAGGAACUACCCGAAGGACGAGCAUCCAUGAUUUUCUGACCAAGGACGGUCGGCCGCCGGCGUCGGUCGAUUCCGCAGCAGCCACUGCUGACAGCGGCGUCCAUGCGGCACCUAAUGUGGACAAAGUACAAGAAAGCAGAAUUUCAAAAAGCAGGUCUAGGGAGCCACAAAGCUCCUAAUUCUGUUACCCACUACAUGACAUGUGGGCCAAGUGCCUAGUCCCGAGAUGUAUUUUUUAAGCCUUGAACGAAUAAUACAAACGGAACCCAUUUAUAAUAAAAAACCUUGAUGUACGAACGUGGUAUUUGGACAACAGAAAUGCCUUAAAAGGAAUGCUUAUGGAUAAAGUUGCACUUGAAACACCCUUUAACAAAAUCUGAUUUUGAAUUGUCUUUUCCUUUUCUAUGAAGAGUUCUUUUUCAAUGUUUGUCAUUGUGCUUAUACCUGUUAUUAAAUACCAAAUCAAACAAUAUAAAAACUGUAACCUUUCUUUAAAAAACUAAUGCUAAUGAGAGAUUUGGAGUUGAAUGUUAAAAUGUUUAUUACUUGAUGAUACCUAGUAUCAGCCACAGAAAUCCAACACAUAACAAAAGUUAACACCAUCUGUUUGCUUGGUAUCUUUUUAAAAACACAUUAUUUUUCAUUUUAGUUCUUAACUUUGUUUCUCCUAAAAAAAUUAAUUUGGUUUAACAUUCCAGGUAUCAAAGUGAUAUAAAAAGAAAUAAAACAAAAUGAAUUUUUAUAACAAGUUGUUAGUAAUCAUUUAAAAAUUACAACAUAUAAUUUUAGCCAAGUGUUAUUCUUUCGUUCCUUUCCCUUUGGCCCAGAAAACCUAUUUUCAGACACAACCCAUCACUUUCCAUAAUCCUUUUAGAUGAUCCUAAAAGUCGUAAUCAUUUUGGGAUGAGUUUUGGAGGUUUGAGGAGUCUUCAAUUCUGUUAAUCCCCGAAUAGGGUGAAAUAAAAUUCAAUAGGUUGCACAAAUUAAUCUCGUUCAUUUUCAGUGUGGGAGGCAGAAUGACAUUGGAGACAGCUACUGGCCUCGUGUCCUUGGGCAGGCCCGUCUUUCUGGGCUUGUUUUCUGGGAAGAGCAGUUAGGCCAGGUAAUAUCUGAGGUCCUCAGUUUCCAUCACUCGAUUCAUUAGUGCCUUCAUUUUAAACAUAACCUAAAAAUUCCUUUUUCAUUUUUUUUGGUCUUAGAGACACAGUACAGAAUUAAUAAAAACUAACACGGGAUCUUCGAAUAAGGUUAUCAUUUAUGGGAAAUACAAACCAUCUCUUAAACCCAGUGUUCUUUUUUUAAUUAUUUUUGUAGUUUCUGAUAUGUAUCAAAAUAACUCGUUUUUACUUUUUUCUUUAGUAACACAAAUUGGUGCCAGUUAAGUACACGACCUUCACCAGGUGGGGAUUAUUAAAAUGUGGUUCUCUUAAGAAUAUUCCGUAUCACUGUACUGGAAGACGACAUGAGAAUUUUCAUAGCCACGUGAAAGUUCUGUAGCCUCGCUUAGGUCUGACCCUCAGUGAUGAAUUGUGUUUGCAUCUAAAUGAGGAGAAAAAAUGUCAGAUUUCCUGUUUCUGUUUCUGAAGUAGCUCUUACAUGACCACUAAUUCUACAUUUUCCUGGGUUUUUGUACUGUUGCCAUAUUUGAAGGGAGGAUAAGUAAAUAUCGACUCUAGUUGAGAGAAGAAACUUGUACCGUGUUCACAUUUCUAACCUCUGAACUACGACUAAACAAAUUAUUUUUAAUGGUGUAGUAUAUAUUCUGCCACUGAGUUUUAAAGUGUAAUAUAAUAAUUACAUUUUCAUCUCCAGUGUUUAUUUUUUCUAAAUUAAAAAUUUCUAAAGGUGUAUUGUCUGAUAGGAAGUUAAUCAGCUUUUCUUCCUCUGAGAAAAGUCACUGGCUUAAAAACAAAUACCCAAUAAUGGAAAGCAUUUG
Trichechus manatus latirostris (Florida manatee) is the source of this 8231-nucleotide messenger RNA. It is a transcript of the gene CCDC88A, whose product is annotated as coiled-coil domain containing 88A. The transcript is spliced from 33 exons. The record is from RefSeq and is a predicted model, not a curated record. Gene Ontology annotation, biological process: cytoplasmic microtubule organization; cytoskeleton-dependent intracellular transport. Lineage: Eukaryota; Metazoa; Chordata; Mammalia; Sirenia; Trichechidae. Gene Ontology annotation, cellular component: centrosome; cytoplasm. Gene Ontology annotation, molecular function: microtubule binding; dynein light intermediate chain binding. Bases 850 to 6474 code for a protein of 1874 amino acids.